This is a messenger RNA of Adelges cooleyi (spruce gall adelgid), 580 nucleotides long. RefSeq lists its product as uncharacterized. Bases 51 to 479 code for a protein of 142 amino acids. The transcript is spliced from 2 exons. The record is from RefSeq and is a predicted model, not a curated record. Lineage: Eukaryota; Metazoa; Arthropoda; Insecta; Hemiptera; Adelgidae.
CAGUGCUCACUUAAUCAGCUCUAAAAACAACUAUUUACGCCAACAUCAAAAUGAACCAUUUCAUUGUCUCCGCCGUUUUGAUUAACUUUUUGGUAGCCGCUGCCAAUGCCAACGCUUUGGAUUAUUAUAUGUCAACUGCGGGAAGCAUGACCAACUCCUUGACCAGCGCCAUACCGCUCAUGGCGAAUUCAGCCUUAAACAUGGCAAAGAUCAACGAGUACAUGAACUACAUGUAUUACGGAGGACUGCCGCUACCCAAUAUACCUUUUGCCAGCUAUCUGAAAAACUUAUUCAAUAACAUGGCUGCCAUAAGAGAUCUAUACAACAACCUGAUGAACCAGUUUUCGGAUUAUUACCGUGAUCUCAUGAACGGAAUACAUUCGUUGCCGUUUGACACGCUUCUUGCAGACAAAUUGAAAGCCGACAUGACGGCUCAGAUGAAAAUACAGUCCGAUUACAUGAGUACCGUUGUAAUCUAGUAUAAGAGAUCUAUACAAUAAACUGAUGAACCAGUUUUCGGAUUAUUACCGUGAUCUCAUGUACGGAUUACAGUCGUUGCCGUUUGACACGCUUCUUGCAG